Molecule: messenger RNA, 672 nt
Organism: Balearica regulorum gibbericeps (East African grey crowned-crane)
Lineage: Eukaryota; Metazoa; Chordata; Aves; Gruiformes; Gruidae
Gene: GP9
Product: glycoprotein IX platelet
Source: RefSeq, a predicted model, not a curated record
CAAGCGGAGAGAAAAGAAUCAAAAGGGAGUAAAUAAGGCUGAAGCAUGAACAAGGCAGUAUUCAUCACUGCUGCAGGAUUUGCCAUGUCAUUGCUGUUCCACGUGACCCAAACUGAAGUCUGUCCUCCCUCCUGCAAUUGUAAGUCACCAGGAGAAAUGACGGAUUGGCAUAUAGACUGCAGUUCCAGGAAGCUGACGGAAGUGCCUGUCUUGCCCGUUAACACCAAGAGGCUUUAUCUACAGAACAACAGCCUGACCUCAGUCCCUCCCGGUGUCCUGGACAGCUUGCGCAGCCUGGAGGAAGUGAAAAUAUUUGACAAUCCUUGGAACUGUGACUGCCAUAUUCUGUAUCUAAAACUCUGGUUAGAAGACUUCUCUGCACUGUCUCUUGAAAACAUCAGAUGUGCAACCCCAGUUCCCGUGAGGAUGAAGCCCUUGAGUCAUCUGACUGGGAAUGAACUGGGGAUUUGUAAGAGGCUUCUCCCAAUCAAGUGUCUUGAGUUCUUUUGGCGAGACCUCAUUUUAAUUGCUGGAGUAAUAAUUGCACUUAUUUUAGUAGCAUGGGCUCUGAAAUUCUCAAAAAAGCUGGUCUACCAAAUAAAGCUAAGCCAAUACGACUCUAGGGGCUCACUGUUGGGGAGGCAGACCUCCAAAAACCACAAGAUACAAUGA